This is a messenger RNA of Xiphophorus hellerii (green swordtail), 2292 nucleotides long. It is a transcript of the gene angpt1, whose product is annotated as angiopoietin 1. The record is from RefSeq and is a predicted model, not a curated record. The transcript has 9 exons. The coding region runs from base 460 to 1932 and encodes 490 amino acids. NCBI's taxonomy places the organism in Eukaryota, Metazoa, Chordata, Actinopteri, Cyprinodontiformes, Poeciliidae. Gene Ontology annotation, biological process: blood coagulation.
CACACACACACGCCCCGAUGUGUGCAUGGCCACAUUCCACUGCCGGCGCUGCGAGAGGCUGGCUCAGUCUGUCCUGAAGCCUGGAGCUGCUCGCCACUUCAGAGCGGAGCAGGAAGCCGCAGCGGAGACCAGGGGAGGUCUGACGACAAAUUCUAGCUUUCCCAGAAAACAUUUCACAGUUUCACACCGAUGGAGGAUCAAGGCUGGCUUUGAUUUCCUGCAGAAUCAACAUGCAGAAGAAAGCUGCCUCUCUGCUUCAGAUAUGAGCAACUUUUCCUGGCAGAGACACAAUUUAGAGAUUUGGAAACAUUUGACGAGAAUCCUGGAGGUCCAGCCAAAGGAUGGCUCAGUCACGGCGAGCAGAAUCCUCCAGCCUGUAGUCAUUCUGCUUUAAGGAGAAGAGUCGGCCAUAUUGAGCAGGAAAACCCCAGAAUCACCUCUUUACCUGCUAAUUCUGACAUGAUGUUUGGCCUCCAUGUUGGACGCCGCUCGCUGUUUCUGCUCACCCUCCUCCUGGUGACUGUGCGCCGUGGCGAAGGCGAUCAGCAGAGGUUUCAUCAAAUCCAGCAUGGGCAGUGCACCUACACGUUCAUCCUGCCUGAGGAGGGACAGGCCAGCUGCAGAGAGGUCAGAGGCGGCAGCAGCAGGACCAGUCAGCACGACGCCAACGCCAUCCAGAGAGACGCGCCGCCGGCUGAGCCCAGCCUGAAGAUCCAGCAGCUGGAGAGCGUCAUGCAGAACUACACCCAGUGGCUGCAGAAGAUUGAGAGCUACGUCAGGGAGAGCAUGAAGACGGAGAUGGCUCACCUGCAGCAGAGCGCCAUGCACAACCACACGGCGGCCAUGUUGGAAAUGGGAACCAGCCUCCUCUCUCAGACCGCCGAGCAAACGCGCAAGCUGACCGACGUUGAGGCGCAGGUUUUGAAUCAAACGUCGAGGCUUGAAAUUCAACUGUUGGAAAAUUCCCUUUCCACUAACAAGCUGGAGAAACAAUUAAUGAUCCAGACCAGUGAGAUCAGCAAGCUGCACGACAAAAACAGCCUCCUGGAGAGGAAGAUGCUGGAGAUGGAGCAGCAGCACGCCGAGGAGCUGGAGACGCUGAGGCAGGAGAAGGGGAGCCUGCAGGCGCUGGUGGGCCGGCAGAGCGGCGCCAUCCGGCAGCUGGAGGCUCAGCUGAGCCGGGCCAGAGGGAACAGCAGCGCUCUGCAGCAGAUGAUGGGCAGCGUCUGCUCCAAACAAACAGGCGGAUCCAACCAAUCAGGAGCUGCGGAUGAAGAGAAGAAGUUUGGUGACUGUGCAGAUUUAUACAAAGCCGGCUUCCAUAAAAACAGCGUUUACACCAUCCAGAUAAAUCCACAGGAAACUAAGAAGGUUUACUGCAACAUGGAGGCCGCCGGUGGUGGAUGGACGGUCGUCCAGCGCAGAGAAGACGGCAGCCAAGAUUUCCAGAGAACAUGGAAGGAGUACAAGCUGGGCUUUGGGAGUUUGCUGGCAGAGCACUGGUUGGGAAAUGAGCAUAUUUAUCAGCUGACCAGCCGACGGCAGAACGUGCUUCGGAUUGAGCUGACGGACUGGGACGGACACCAGGCCUUCUCGCUCUAUGAUCGGUUCCAGAUCGGCAACGAGAAACAAAACUACAGGCUGUUCCUGAAAAGCCACAGUGGGACGGCAGGGAAGCAGAGCAGCCUGGUGAUCCAUGGAGCCGAUUUCAGCACCAAAGAUCAGGACAAUGACAACUGCUCCUGCAAGUGCGCUCUGAUGCUGACGGGCGGUUGGUGGUUCGACGCCUGCGGCCCGUCCAACCUCAACGGGCUCUACUUCAGCCGCGGGCAGCACCUCGGGAAGCUCAACGGCAUCAAGUGGCAUUACUUCAAAGGACCCAGCUACUCCCUCCGCGGCACCGCCAUGAUGAUCCGCCCGCUGGACUUCUGAGCCUCAAACUGACGUCAUGAUUCAUGGUUUUCCUAUAUUUUCCUUUAAAAAUGGACAGAAAUGUUCUGCAGUUUUCUGCCAUUUUGGCCGAGUUGUUGUUGCUGAAAGGGAAAAAACUCGGUUGUUUUCUGAAAUGUUGUUCAUUUCAACCAUUUAUAGUGAUUUUCCAGCCGGUUAAAUAAAUGUCUGUUAUUAAUAUUGUAAAAAGUAUAUUUACAGUAGCUGCUGUUAUUGCUUUAGAAAAUAUUGUACAUACUGUAAGAAGUGUAUGCACUGUAAUGAAAGAGUGUAACUAUUUUAAUAAUUACUGUAAGUGAGUUUAGCAUUAAGAUUAAAAUAAAGUCAGGUUACAUGAGCAAA